Molecule: messenger RNA, 741 nt
Organism: Aspergillus niger
Lineage: Eukaryota; Fungi; Ascomycota; Eurotiomycetes; Eurotiales; Aspergillaceae
Exons: 7
Coding region: 1-741 (246 amino acids)
Source: RefSeq, a predicted model, not a curated record
AUGCUGACUCAGUUCUCUCGGAGCUGUUCGAAAAUAUAUCCGCUUAUAUCCGUCUAUAUCCGCACUAUUCUCAGCGAGGUCGACGAGGUUCUGCCGCUUCUGGCGGUCAGAGGAGCGGUCAGACUAGGCAGGAUUUGGGUCGCUCCAAGCCUAAUAUCGAUGAAGACAGGAGCACUCGUUCAUCACCGCCCCCGGCCUGCUAGGAUAGUCCUUGAUCCAGGCAACAAUCUCCGCGACUUCUUGCAUAUCUUCCGUCAGGGAAUUAAUGUCUCUCCACGAUAUAUGUCAGUUGUUUGCUCUGUAUGUGUUCUGGAUAAUCUCAAUUACCCUGAGCCAGGAAGCGGAUUUGGAGUGGGUGAUAUGUCGGUGUCAUGCUUAUGUGUUGAUAAACUGUUGUUUGGGUCUGGAGCCAUUCUGGAAAAGCUUCCGCAUACACUCUCUGAGGAUAGUAGCGAGCACAAGGCUCAUUUUCGCGGAAUAAUAAGCCGCAGCGCAGAAUAUGGAGAUGAUGAAGAAGAAGCAGAAGCAAGUUCGAAGGGAGGAAAAAGAAUGCUUGCUAUUCACAAUAUCCAUUCGCCGCAGGCUCGAAGAGGAAUUGAUAUAUCGAUAUCAACCUCAUUGAAUAGAAUGGAAGAUUACUGCUUACUGGCUUCUGCAAAAGAUUUAGCUUAUCAGAUCAAGUUCGGUAGUUUGGCGGAAGAGGGCUGUUUUUGGGGUCAGUUGUUUGUUGGUGCCAGUUAG